UGCUGAGAAGCCGGAGGGUUCAUAAGUUUAAAGGAAAAGUUCCAGUGGCUGUCACUGAAGUGAUGGAUCACAAGGAUGAAAUCCCCUCCUCCCCGGCCUCCCGUAGCUGAACUGCUUGGUCCUAUACACUGGAUGUUGUUCCUUUGAUGAGCCAUUUAGCUCCUGUGGGUACACUCAGUCUGAGGAUGAUGAUCUUAAUUGGGACCAGGUGCACACAUUGGUAAAGCCCUUGUCUGAUCCAUGGAUGCCAUCAGGUUCUUUCAUGUUAGUGAACACCUCAGGGAAGUUUGCUGGACAAAAUGCUCACCUCCUACUACCCCACCUUAAAGAAAAUGACACACACUGCAUUGAUUUCCACCACUAUGUUUCAAGCAAGAGUGGCUCCAGCCCUGGUACACUGAAUGUGUAUGUGAAGGUCAAUGAUGGUCCACUGGGUAACCCCAUCUGGAACACAUCUGGAGUUCCUACUAGCACUUGGAAUAGAGCAGAACUGGCAAUUAGCACCUUUUGGCCAAAUUUUUAUCAGGUUGUUUUUGAAGUAGUCACUUCAGGUCACCCUGGGUACCUGGCUAUUGAUGAGGUGAAGGUUUUAGGACAUCCGUGUACCAAAACUCCCCAUUUCUUGCGUCUUCAGAGUGUGGAAGUCAAUGCAGGCCAGUUUGCCACUUUUCAGUGCACUGCAAAUGGUAGAACAAACACAGGUGACAGGCUCUGGUUACAGGGAAUGAGUGUAAGAGAUGCACCUUUGAAGGAAAUUAAGGUGUCUAACAUUCGUCGAUUUGUAGCUUCUUUUAAUGUGGUGAAUGCCACAAGACGGGAUGCUGGCAAUUACCGCUGCAUGAUUCGCACAGAAGGAGGAGUGGGAGUAUCCAACUAUGCAGAACUGGUAGUCAAAGAGCCACCUGUUCCCAUUGCUCCACCUCAGCUGGCUUCAGUUGGUGCAACAUACUUAUGGAUACAGCUGAAUGCCAAUUCCAUCAAUGGGGAUGGACCCAUAAUUCAGAGGGAAGUGGAGUAUCGCACUUCAAGUGGAACUUGGUAUGACAUACAACCAGUUGACUCCACAAGCUAUAAAAUUGGGCACCUGGAUCCGGAUACAGAAUAUGAAAUCAGUGUGCUGCUUACACGACCAGGUGAAGGAGGUACCGGAUCCCCUGGCCCAGCUCUUAAAACAAGGACGAAAUGUGCUGAUCCCAUGCGUGGACCACGGAAACUAGAAGUUGUGGAAAUCAAAUCUCGUCAAAUCACUAUUCGUUGGGAGCCAUUUGGAUACAACGUAACACGUUGCCAUCGAUACAACCUCACAGUCCACUACCGCUAUCAAGCUGGAGGACAAGAGCAAGUCAGAGAGGAAGUUAGUUGGGAUACGGAAAGCUCACACCCUCAGCACACAAUUACUAAUCUGUCACCGUACACAAAUGUUAGCAUAAAACUCGUACUGAUGAACCCUGAAGGUCGAAAAGAAAGUCAAGAACUUGUAGUACAAACUGAUGAAGAUGUCCCAAGUGCUGUACCACUUGAAUCAAUCCAAGGAAACACCUUUGAAGAGAAGAUCUUUCUUCAAUGGAGAGAGCCAGUGCAAACAUACGGUGUGAUCACUUUGUAUGAGAUCACCUACAAGGCAGUCAGCUCCUUUGAUCCAGAAAUAGAUUUAUCCAAUCAAAGUGGAAGAGUCUUAAAGCUAGGAAAUGAAACCCACUACUUUUUUUUUGGACUUAAUCCUGGAACCACGUAUUCUUUUACCAUUAGAGCCAGCACAGCUAAGGGGUUUGGGCCUCCAAUCACAAGUCAAUUCACCACCAAAAUAUCAGCACCAUCUAUGCCACCGUAUGAGCUGGAAACACCUUUGAAUCAAACUGACAGCACUGUGACAGUCCUGCUGAAACCUGCACAGAGCAGAGGAGCUCCUGUCAGUGUCUAUCAAGUAGUGGUUGAAGAAGAGCGCCCUCGAAGGACAAAGAAGACCACAGAAAUCCUGAAAUGCUACCCAGUACCCAUUCAUUUCCAGAAUGCUUCACUUCUGAACUCUCAGUACUACUUCGCUGCAGAAUUUCCAGCCAACAGUCUUCAAGCUGCUCAGCCUUUUACUAUUGGUGAUAACAAAACCUACAGUGGUUUCUGGAACACUCCUCUUCUCCCUCAUAAAAGCUACAGCAUUUAUUUCCAAGCUGCUAGCAGAGCCAAUGGGGAAACCAAAAUUGACUGUGUCAGAGUGGCCACAAAAGCUGCGAUAAUCGUGACUCAGCUUACAACACCAUACAUUCGCAUCGCCCCUGCUGCAGGCGACGACCAACUAACAGGAGCUGCCACUCGGAAACCAGACCCAGAACCAGAGAAACAGACAGACCACACUGUUAAAAUUGCUGGAGUCAUUGCAGGCAUCUUGCUGUUCGUUAUUAUAUUUCUGGGGAUUGUGCUGGUAAUGAAGAAAAGAAGAAGCUAUCACUCCUACACUUAUUACCUAAAAUUGGCUAAAAAGCGGAAAGAGACACUGAGUAGUACCCGGCAGGAAAUGACAGUGAUGGUGAAUUCAAUGGAUAAAAGCUACACCGAGCAAGGCACCAACUGUGACGAAGCUUUCUCUUUCAUGGACACGCACAACCUAAAUGGGAGAUCUGUAUCAUCACCAUCUUCAUUUACAAUGAAAACGAACACACUGAGCACAACAGUGCCUAAUUCUUACUAUCCAGAUCCAUUUGUGCCAACUGCAAUUUUAGUGCCAAUAAAUGAUGAAACCCACACGAUGGUCAGUGAUACAAGCAGCUUGGUCCAGUCGCACACCUACAAGAAGCGAGACCCAGUAGAUGUGCCAUACCAGACAGGACAGCUUCAUCCAGCCAUCCGUGUGGCUGACUUGUUGCAGCAUAUCACCCAGAUGAAAUGUGCGGAGGGCUAUGGUUUUAAAGAAGAAUAUGAACUACAGCUACAGCAGAACAAGCCCUAUUGCAGACACAAGAGUUUCUUUGAAGGACAGUCGGCACCAUGGGACUCAGCUAAAAAAGAUGAGAACAGAAUGAAGAAUAGAUAUGGGAAUAUCAUUGCAUAUGAUCAUUCUCGAGUGAGACUGCAGCCCAUUGAAGGAGAAACAAACUCAGACUACAUCAAUGGAAAUUAUAUUGAUGGUUAUCAUAGGCCAAAUCACUACAUUGCUACGCAAGGGCCAAUGCAGGAGACGAUAUAUGACUUCUGGAGAAUGGUUUGGCAUGAAAACACAGCCAGUAUAGUCAUGGUUACUAAUCUAGUGGAAGUAGGAAGGGUCAAAUGCUGCAAAUACUGGCCAGAUGACACAGAGAUAUAUAAAGAUAUUAAAGUUACUCUAAUAGAAACAGAGCUCCUGGCUGAAUAUGUGAUUCGGACAUUUGCAGUAGAAAAGAGAGGUGCUCAUGAGAUCCGAGAAAUCAGACAGUUUCACUUCACAGGCUGGCCAGACCAUGGUGUACCAUACCAUGCCACAGGACUUUUGGGUUUUGUACGACAGGUCAAGUCCAAGAGCCCGCCUAAUGCUGGCCCAUUGGUUGUACACUGCAGCGCUGGUGCUGGGAGAACUGGAUGUUUUAUUGUCAUUGACAUCAUGUUAGAUAUGGCAGAGAGAGAAGGUGUUGUAGACAUAUACAACUGUGUCAGGGAGCUUCGAUCUAGAAGAGUUAACAUGGUGCAAACUGAGGAGCAGUAUGUAUUCAUCCAUGAUGCAAUACUGGAAGCCUGCCUUUGUGGAGAUACAUCUAUCCCAGCUUCUCAAGUUAGGUCCGUGUACUAUGAAAUGAAUAAACUUGAUCCUCAGACUAACUCAAGCCAGAUCAAAGAAGAAUUUAGGACUCUAAACAUGGUGACUCCAACGCUCCGUGUGGAAGACUGCAGUAUAGCACUUUUACCUCGGAACCACGAGAAGAACCGCUGUAUGGAUGUGUUGCCUCCAGACAGAUGUCUGCCUUUCCUCAUCACAAUAGAUGGGGAAAGCAGUAACUACAUUAAUGCUGCACUGAUGGAUAGCUAUAAACAACCUUCGGCAUUUAUAGUUACCCAGCAUCCUUUACCAAAUACUGUCAAAGAUUUCUGGAGACUGGUCCUAGAUUAUCACUGCACAUCAAUAGUUAUGCUGAAUGAUGUGGAUCCAGCACAAUUAUGUCCCCAGUACUGGCCAGAAAAUGGAGUGCACCGACAUGGUCCUAUUCAAGUGGAAUUUGUAUCAGCUGAUUUAGAGGAAGACAUAAUUAGCCGAAUAUUCCGAAUUUAUAAUGCAGCCAGACCCCAAGAUGGAUAUCGGAUGGUGCAACAAUUUCAGUUCCUGGGAUGGCCCAUGUACAGGGAUACUCCAGUGUCCAAACGCUCAUUCUUAAAACUUAUCCGUCAGGUGGAGAAAUGGCAGGAAGAAUACAAUGGAGGGGAGGGACGUACGGUCGUACACUGUUUAAAUGGAGGUGGCCGCAGUGGGACGUUUUGUGCAAUCAGCAUUGUUUGUGAAAUGCUUCGACACCAGAGGGCAGUUGAUGUAUUCCAUGCUGUGAAGACACUGAGGAAUAAUAAGCCUAACAUGGUGGACCUUCUGGAUCAAUACAAAUUCUGCUAUGAAGUGGCUUUGGAAUACUUGAACUCUGGCUGAUAUUACAAACGGCACUGACAAAACUCCUUUCACCACCACAAAACAAAGCAAAUCGUUUCAUGAUGUUUGUGUACAUGAGAUGAAGACUUCUCAGUGUUAUGCUUAUAUUGCUUUGUAUUAUUGGCUCUUUUUAAGAGCCCAAGAAAAUGUUUAUAAAACUGCUUGCACUGCCCAUUUUCCACUGUAAUGCCGCUGCUUGACAACACAUACAAACAUAUACACAAACUUGUACAGCAGUUGUUGGAUACUGCAUUCAUACAUAGUCAUCAAUGUGGUGGAGCAGCAUAGUCAUCUGGUAACUUAAAGAGCACAAUUAUAUUCUUAUGAAGGAAUUUGUACUUUUCUGUUAUAUUUUGUUGCCUGUGAUCCUAUGUUAUUGUCACAACCUAGUGUACAUUUCUGUUUCGUGAAGAAUGCUGUCUAGCAUUUUGAUAAUAUUUGAUUUUAGUUAUAUUUGUAUUCUAACACGUGCAUAAUAAAUGAAGCAUAUGUAGCUUAUUUGAAUUAAUAGAUACACAUGUACCAAACCAUGUUAUCUUUGUUGAGUUGUAGUUUCUAUAUACUUUGUAACAUUUCAGAGGGAAAUUACUGAUAGAAAUACCAUUAGAAAAUGCAAAAUACAGGAUGCUCAGAUUAAUAUAUCCAAAGCUUUUUCAUUUGUUUAUAUUGUAAAUAUAUUUGAUUUCAUCAAAUUAUUUAUUCAUUAAAAGAAAAAUUUUGUGAAGCACGGUGAGUGACAAUCAUUUUUAUUAAGCCCUGGAGAUGCUUACUGUAUGAUAUUGUAAACAUUUGUUUACCUUGUAUGGAUCCUCAGCUCAAUAAAUAAUUACAUACAUGA
Gavialis gangeticus (Gharial) is the source of this 5438-nucleotide messenger RNA. RefSeq names its product protein tyrosine phosphatase, receptor type M (gene PTPRM). Gene Ontology annotation, biological process: protein dephosphorylation. The transcript has 36 exons. The record is from RefSeq and is a predicted model, not a curated record. Gene Ontology annotation, cellular component: membrane. Bases 245 to 4600 code for a protein of 1451 amino acids. Gene Ontology annotation, molecular function: protein tyrosine phosphatase activity; protein binding. Lineage: Eukaryota; Metazoa; Chordata; Crocodylia; Gavialidae.